GUACUCCGGUGCGGUGCAGCAGCCCGGUAGGUCUCGCCAUGCCUGAGCCGGCCAAGUCCGCCCCCGCGCCCAAGAAGGGCUCCAAGAAGGCGGUGACCAAGACGCAGAAGAAGGGCGACAAGAAGCGCAAGAAGAGCCGCAAGGAGAGCUACUCGAUCUACGUGUACAAGGUGCUGAAGCAGGUGCACCCCGACACGGGCAUCUCGUCCAAGGCCAUGGGCAUCAUGAACUCCUUCGUGAACGACAUCUUCGAGCGCAUCGCCGGCGAGGCCUCUCGCCUGGCGCACUACAACAAGCGCUCCACCAUCACCUCGCGGGAGAUCCAGACGGCCGUGCGGCUCCUGCUGCCCGGCGAGCUGGCCAAGCACGCCGUCUCCGAGGGCACCAAGGCUGUCACCAAGUACACCAGCUCCAAGUAGAGCGCCUCGGAUCGUCAGUUUUAACCCAAAGGCUCUUUUAAGAGCCACCCAUAUAUUCAAGUAGAGGGGCUGAGUUACUGUGUUUCUUAGGAGGUAUGUCAAUUGCCUGUUCAUUUGCAUGUCACUAGAAAGUUGAGUACUCGCUUUUUUAGGGAGCUACUUAAAAAAUUAACGGUGGGCUCUCGCUUAGCCAGCCUGUGCUCAGUGUACGCUGUUGUACUUGGUUAUUUAAAGCUUAUGAAUGAGUACGUGCUGUCAGCUCUGGUCUAAAGCGUGGUUGAAAACCAGCAGCAACUUUCGUCUGAGUGAUAGCUCUGUUUUCAGAGCUCGGGAGUCCCGCGGGGGAAGGUAGGAUGACUUUUGUUUCCUCAAGUUUUUAAUUCCUCUUGAUAGGUCCGGUACAAAAAAAGCAUAGCUGUGCACUUACAAAAUAAAAACAAUCUUUGUGGUCCUGCCA
Molecule: messenger RNA, 876 nt
Organism: Phalacrocorax carbo (great cormorant)
Lineage: Eukaryota; Metazoa; Chordata; Aves; Suliformes; Phalacrocoracidae
Source: RefSeq, a predicted model, not a curated record